Messenger RNA from Metschnikowia bicuspidata var. bicuspidata NRRL YB-4993, 1482 nucleotides. RefSeq names its product cystathionine beta-synthase (gene CYS4). Gene Ontology annotation, molecular function: cystathionine beta-synthase activity; cysteine synthase activity. The transcript has a single exon. The record is from RefSeq and is a predicted model, not a curated record. Gene Ontology annotation, cellular component: cytoplasm. The coding region runs from base 1 to 1482 and encodes 493 amino acids. Lineage: Eukaryota; Fungi; Ascomycota; Pichiomycetes; Serinales; Metschnikowiaceae.
AUGUCAGUUCCACCUAUUUCAAACGAUGUCUUAGACUUGAUUGGUAACACACCUUUGAUUAGGUUAAACAAAAUUCCCCAGUCUUACGGUAUAAAAGCUAAGGUUUACGCCAAGGUUGAGUUAUUUAACCUGGGUGGAUCGAUCAAGGACAGAAUUGCCAAAAACAUGGUUUUGGAGGCCGAGAAAUCUGGCAGAAUAAAGCCGGGAUACACUCUUAUUGAGCCAACUUCUGGUAACACUGGUAUUGGUUUGGCCCUCGUUGGAGCGGUCAGAGGAUACAGAACUAUUAUCACUUUGCCUGAGAAGAUGUCCAACGAGAAAGUUUCAGUCUUAAAGGCUUUGGGCGCUGAAAUUAUUAGAACACCCACAGAAGCUGCUUGGGAUGCUCCAGAAUCCCAUAUCGGAGUUGCAAGGAAGUUAGAAAAGGAGAUUCCAAACUCGGUGAUUUUGGAUCAAUACGGGAAUGAGGCCAAUCCAGAUGCGCAUUACUACGGAACUGGUUUCGAAAUUUGGGAACAGACUGAGGGAAAAAUCACACACUUAGUUGCCGGAGCCGGAACCGGUGGUACCAUCUCAGGUAUCUCCAGGUACUUGAAGGAACAAAAUCCGGAAGUGACAGUGCAUGGCGCUGACCCCAAAGGCUCCAUUUUGGCUCAACCUGAAUCCUUGAAUGCAUCUACCGAUGGAUACCUUGUUGAGGGUAUUGGGUAUGAUUUUAUCCCUGAUGUAUUGGACAGAAAGUAUGUUGACCAUUGGAUCAAAACCGACGAUGCAGAGUCCUUCAAAUUGGCGAGAAGAAUAAUCAGAGAAGAGGGUAUUCUUGUUGGUGGGUCAUCCGGAUCAGCAUUGCAAGCAGCAUUGCAAGUUGGCAAGGAUUUGACUGAGGAAGACACUCUUGUUGUUGUGUUCCCAGACUCCAUCCGGUCAUAUUUGUCUAAGUUUGCAGAUGACGAGUGGAUGAAGACAAAUGGUUUCAAACUUGAAGAAAACAAUGUUGUGGCUGACAAAACAGAUGACUUCAUGAACAACAGAAGCAUUAAAGACUUGGUUGCUGGUAAGCCACCUGUAGUGACUGUCACAUUGGCCGAUACUGUCGAGAAGACCUUUAACUUGUUGCAAAGCAAUGGCUUUGAUCAAUUGCCCGUUUUGAACGAGUCUGGGAAAUUGUUGGGCUUGAUCACAUUAUCUCAAAUCUUGAAAGCUUUGUCGACCAAGAAAGUGCAGAUGACUAACUCCAUUCGCAGCAUUUUCUUGGACUUCAGCAAAUUGGCCGACUUUGAAAAGUCGUUCUCCAUUACCAAAAAGUCUGGUUUCACCAAGAGAUCAUAUCAGACUAUUACCUUGGAUACCUCAUUGUCGUUGUUGAACAAGUUUUUUGAGACAAAUUCCAAUGCCAUCAUUACUGACAAGGAAAUGAAGCCAGUGCAAAUUGUGACUAAGGUUGAUUUGUUAGCCUACAUGGCAAAAGAGGUAAGUCUUUAG